GUAAAAACAAACACCUUCUUUCGCUGUAUCCAUUUGUACUUACAAUUUAGGUUUUAAUGGAGGAUGUGUUUUGUUUACUUAGCAAUGGACGAGAAAGUAUUCCUCUUCAUUGCAAAACUGGCACAAACAAUUCUUGCUCAAUUGAUUUAGAAACGGAUAUUGCAAGAUGAGAACUGCUGGAAACAGAAUUGCUUUAAGAGAAAUCAGCAAUGUCACCUACCAGCGGGGGAAUAGAAACAAUCAGGCAAAAAAUGGAGACCGUGAUCAUUUGAACAAACCAACGUUCAGUAUAUACCAAUUGGAAUCGAGUCCUAAACAAGAGAACAUUCCAUACGAAUACUCAGACCCAUUCAGUGACGGUGAAGAAUAUGAAACACUGGAGCGAUCCCUGAACAGCAUUAGCAUCCUCACCAGCAGUACUGUACAAGAGGCAAUCCCGGAAACUGACGUGGAAGUUCAUCGGGAACCAUUCGAACAUGAGGUAGACGGCUACCCAAAAUACCCUUCAACAGAAGCCAUUCGUCACCGAAGACCAACGAAUGCAUUCGCAGAAACCGAACAGCAAAUUGAGAAAGAUGCCCUGAUUGAUGAUAUUAUAGUCUUUCAAGAUUAUGGCGUCGACAUCGCAACUCAAAUGCGUCGACUCGAGUCCAGACUACUGCCCGAUUUUCGACACUUGUUCCAAUUGUCAGAGUACACAUUGAAUACGCGCAAGCUCCUGUUCAAUUGGAUGACAUACGCUCACGGGUGUCUUGGGUUCGUGCAAGAAACAUUAUUCCUGGCGUUCAACUUGGUUGAUCGCAGCAUGUCGGUGGAUGCAUCGGUGUUUGAGAAUGUUUGUAUUGUCGGUGCUGCCGCGCUUUUUAUUGCCGGCAAGUAUGAGGAAGUGCAGACACCAGCGAUGAAAGAAAUUCUUCAAUUGCUUGAUGGAAAGGUAAGUCAUCACGAUAUAUGUAGGACCGAACUACAGAUGCUUGCCCUACUGGGCUAUGAAAUCGGUUGGUCAGGCCCAAUGCCCUACAUCCGCAAAGUCGCACAUCGUCUCAAUGGUAUUGGAGAAGGCAUGCAAUUUCUGCUAGAGUAUCUUACAGAAGUGGCAUACAUGGAUUCUCGCUUUCUGCCAUAUACACCAAGUCAAAUUGUGUUUGUAUGUUGCUGGGCUGCACUCAUAAUCGCUGAUCAGCCAGACGAUUUCCUAUUCGAGGUAGAGAACGCAAACGUCACUACUGUUAAAAACGAUCAUCGUUUUCUUCUCGAAACGCUUUUCGAUGCUUUGCGCCAGCCUUGGAAGCAUCAUCGCGUAACAUACGCCAAGUAUAGCCAAGAGCAACGCUCAAGAAUUAGUCAAGCGGUAUUUCUUUGGUUCCAGCGCGGCGAUGCUCCUGGGCGAACGAACUUUGCGAGUUAUGAAUCGCAGAGCGAAUAUACUGAUGACGACCUUCUCGAACUUCGUAUGAGUUAUCGCACAAUUCCUGAACUGUAGAGAAGUGCCAACCACAGGCUCUACAAAUGAAAAUUAUGCGUUUCAUGCGUUUAAAAGAAAACUAAAACUUAAUCACACUACCAAUGUGUUUGAAGCCGGUUGAGGAUACUCGAAAUGCAACAGGAGCUAUUUUUUUCUUAACACAAACAAUGAGACUCAAAAAGUCGCUCCCUCAAAAAACAUGGUCGUUACGAAAGUCAUUAAUGUACGUAGCCAUUGCUUUGAGGGUAUUGGGCCAAACAGCUUCAAAACGCCGUUGAGAGAGAGAUACGCAUGCACUCAAUAAGGACACCUCACACUUACGUUCAUUUGUAAGUGGUAUUGUUCACCUUAAUUGUUUUAUGUUACUCGAGACAAGAGUGUGGUUAAAGCAUUACUAGCAUGAAAAACACACUGUAAAAAAUUCGGCGUCUCGUUCAGCAUUUAAAAAUUGUAUUCAUAGAUUCCAUAUCGUAAUAUCAAGUACUUUCACAAGAGUCUGGCC
Molecule: messenger RNA, 1967 nt
Organism: Schizosaccharomyces japonicus yFS275
Lineage: Eukaryota; Fungi; Ascomycota; Schizosaccharomycetes; Schizosaccharomycetales; Schizosaccharomycetaceae
Product: G2/mitotic-specific cyclin cig1
Exons: 3
Coding region: 167-1483 (438 amino acids)
Biological process (GO): mitotic cell cycle phase transition
Molecular function (GO): cyclin-dependent protein serine/threonine kinase regulator activity
Source: RefSeq, a predicted model, not a curated record